GUAAGUUCAUUCGCGGAAGUGGCAGGAGAGGCAACUCAAGCGACGGAGAAGAGUUUGUUGUUUAUUCCCCGUAUUCCCGCGUCGCAGCCUUUUCAAAAUGUCGGCAUUUGAUAGCAACCCGUUCGCGGAGCCUGCCAGCGACAAUCCUUUCAAUGACCCGGCGGUCACACAAGUGACCAGCUCCAAUGUAGAACCAGUGGACCAGUACAACCCGUUCCCCGCUCAUCCCACAGACAAUCUAGCUGCUCACACCACUCCAGCCUCCACCUCUCCCUACCAGCCUGCUGUGUUACAGCCGUCCACAGAGCCCACUCCCAAAGCGACGGCCGCUGUAGCUCAGGCCAAUCUGCUGAAGCAGCAGGAGGAGCUGGAGAGGAAAGCUGCCGAGCUGGACCGCAGAGAGCUGGAGCUCCAGAGCCGAGGCUCGUCAGGUAAAGAGAACAACUGGCCUCCACUCCCCAAGAGCUUCCCCAUCAAACCGUGUUUCUAUCAGGACUUCUCGGAGGAAAUCCCCGAGUCCCAGAGAGUCUGCAAGAUGAUUUACUAUCUCUGGAUGUUCAACUGUAUGACUCUGUUCCUCAACCUGCUGGCGUGUUUGGCGUACUUCACCACUAAUGCGACCUACGGAGUUGAUUUUGGGCUCGCCAUCCUCUGGCUCAUCCUCUUCGCGCCAUGCUCCUUCCUCUGCUGGUACCGGCCCGUCUACAAGGCCUUCAAGACUGACAGCUCCUUCAGCUUCUUCUUCUUCUUCUUUGUGUUUUUCUGCCAAGUGGUGAUCUUCAUCAUCCAGUCCGUAGGAAUCCCCAGGUGGGGGAACAGCGGUUGGAUCACUGCCUUCUCCGUCAUGGCUGAUAACAAGGCAGUGGGAGCCAUCAUGAUCAUCGUGGCCAUCCUCUUCACCAUCUGCGCUGUGCUGUCAGUCAUCCUGAUCAAGAUGGUCCACAGCAUGUACCGCCGGACCGGAGCCAGUUUCCAGAAGGCCCAGCAGGAAUUCUCGCAGGGCGUCUUCACCAAUAAAACCUUCCAAACAGCUGCUGCCGGUGCGGCGUCCUCCGCUGCACAGGGAUCCUUCCAGGGAAACUAACCGAUGGUAGACUGAGCUGGGCUCCGUUUAGCAGGUCAAGGUCUAUGUCUUAUCGGGUCUAGAAUGAUUCUUUAAAACCAAGCUGAAGGAAUCAGGAAGUAGAGGUUCAGUGGGAACGUAUUUCACUCUAUAACACAGCUCCUGUCUUUUUGAUCUGACCUGAUAAUGCAUAGACCUUGAGCUAAGGGGAGGCUACAUCAUUAGCCUCCUUCCUAUCGAUGCACGUGUAAUUCCCCAUGUUAACUUUGCUUCUCAUGUCUCCUGCAGAGUGACUUUCGGCUCUGUUUGCAGAAAGCAGCCGGGGGGUUGGGGG
Molecule: messenger RNA, 1397 nt
Organism: Anoplopoma fimbria (sablefish)
Lineage: Eukaryota; Metazoa; Chordata; Actinopteri; Perciformes; Anoplopomatidae
Gene: scamp2
Product: secretory carrier membrane protein 2
Biological process (GO): protein transport
Cellular component (GO): recycling endosome membrane; trans-Golgi network membrane
Source: RefSeq, a predicted model, not a curated record